Balaenoptera musculus (blue whale) is the source of this 7550-nucleotide messenger RNA. It is a transcript of the gene TNC, whose product is annotated as tenascin C. Gene Ontology annotation, molecular function: protein binding. Lineage: Eukaryota; Metazoa; Chordata; Mammalia; Artiodactyla; Balaenopteridae. The record is from RefSeq and is a predicted model, not a curated record.
CAAAGCUGGCUGCACUGGCCACAGCCUGCCUACUGUCAAAAGCUCUCCCGCUCGCGCAGACACACCCCCCCCCACCCCGCCUGUCCGCCACACAAAGACAGCAGGCUCGGGGUGACACUGGGGCAGCGCACCGGGAGCCCCGCUCCUCACGUCCAGGUACUUAUUCCAUGGAGCUGGUUCACUCAAGGAUCUAGGUCUUUCCUAACUCCAAAAAGAAGAGAAUUCUUUCAAGAAGAUCAGGAACCACUGAUUUGGAUUCUACUCUCAGCUUCCAAAUCCCCAGUUCUGCCUAAGAGUGAGAUACCCUAGGACCGUAGAACCCCGGGAACAUUCAGCCAAACCCACCUCCACCAUGGGGGUCGUGACUCGGCUGUUGGCAGGCAUCUUCCUAGCUCUGCUUGCCCUUCCUGCCGAAGGUGGCGUCCUCAAGAAAGUCAUCCGGCACAAGCGACAGAGUGGGCUGAAUGUCACCCUGCCAGAGGAGAACCAGCCGGUGGUGUUUAAUCAUGUCUACAACAUCAAGCUGCCUGUGGGGUCCCAGUGCUCGGUGGAUCUGGAAUCAGCCAGUGGCGAGAAAGACUUGGUCCCACUGUCAGAGCCCAGGGAAAGCUUCCAGGAGCACACGGUAGAUGGGGAAAACCAGAUCGUCUUCACACACCGCAUCAACAUCCCCCGCCGGGCCUGCGGUUGUGCCGCCGCUCCUGAUGUCAAGGAGCUUCUGAGCAGACUGGAGGAGCUGGAGAACCUGGUGUCUUCCCUGCGGGAGCAGUGCACCUUGGGAGCAGGCUGCUGUUUCCAGCCCGCCGAAGGCCGCCUGGACACCAAGCCCUUCUGCAGCGGCCGGGGCAACUUCAGCACUGAAGGCUGUGGCUGUGUGUGUGAACCGGGCUGGAAAGGCCCCAAUUGCUCUGAGCCUGAAUGUCCAGGCAACUGUCACCUGCGAGGCCAGUGCCUGGAUGGGCAGUGCGUGUGUGACAAGGGCUUCAUGGGGGACGACUGCGGCCAGCUGGCCUGUCCCAGCGACUGCAAUGACCAGGGCAAGUGCAUGAACGGGACCUGCGUCUGCUUCGAAGGCUACUCGGGGGUGGACUGCGGCCAGGAGCCCUGCCCGGUGCCCUGCAGCGAGGAGCACGGCCGCUGCGUGGACGGCCGCUGUGUGUGCCAGGACGGCUUCGCCGGCGAGGACUGCAACGAGCCCCUGUGUCUGCACAACUGCCACGGCCGCGGGCGCUGCGUGGAGAACGAGUGCGUGUGCGAUGAGGGCUUCACGGGCGACGACUGCGGCGAGCUCAUCUGCCCCAACGACUGCUUCGACCGCGGCCGCUGCGUCAACGGCACCUGCUACUGCGACGAGGGCUUCGUGGGUGAGGACUGCGGCCAGCUCGCCUGCCCCCACGCCUGCCACGGCCGCGGCCGCUGCGACGAGGGCCAGUGCGUGUGCGACGAGGGCUUCGCGGGUGCAGACUGCAGUGAGAAGCGCUGUCCCUCUGACUGCCAUGACCGCGGCCGCUGCCUGGACGGGCACUGCGAGUGCGACGACGGCUUCACGGGCGCGGACUGCGGCGAGCUCCGGUGUCCCCGCGACUGCAGCGGCCACGGCCGCUGCGUCAACGGGCAGUGCGUGUGCGACGAGGGUCGCACCGGGGAGGACUGCGGGCAGCUGCGGUGCCCCAACGACUGUCACGGCCGCGGGCGCUGCGAGCAGGGGCGCUGCGAGUGCGAACUCGGCUUCCAGGGCUAUGACUGUGGCGAGAUGAGCUGCCCCCAUGACUGUCACCAGCACGGCCGCUGCGUGAACGGCAUGUGUGUCUGUGACGACGCCUACAUGGGUGAGGACUGCCGCGAGCUGCGCUGCCCCCGGGACUGCAGCCAGCGGGGCCGCUGCGUGGACGGGCGGUGCGUGUGCGAGGACGGCUUCGCCGGCCCCGACUGCGCAGACCUCUCCUGUCCCGGCGACUGCCACGGCCGGGGCCGCUGCGUGGACGGCCAGUGCGUGUGCCACGAGGGCUUCACGGGCAAGGACUGCGGGCAGCGCAGGUGUCCCGACGACUGUCACGGCCAGGGCCGCUGCGUGGACGGCCAGUGCGUGUGCCACGAGGGCUUCACUGGGCUGGACUGCGGGCAGCGCUCCUGCCCCAACGACUGCAGCAACUGGGGGCAGUGCGUCUCCGGCCGCUGCAUCUGCAAUGAGGGCUACACCGGGGAAGACUGCUCGCAGGUGUCCCCUCCCAAAGACCUCAUCGUGACAGAAGUGACGGAAGAGACCAUAAACCUGGCCUGGGAAAAUGAGAUGCGGGUCACAGAGUACCUCAUCGUGUACACGCCCACCCAUGAAGACGGCCUAGAAAUGCAGUUCCGCGUCCCUGGAGACCAGACGUCCACCACCAUCCAGGAGUUGGAGCCUGGCGUGGAGUACCUUAUCCGCGUGUUCGCUAUCCUGGAGAACAAGAAGAGCAUUCCUGUCAGCGCCAGGGUGGCCACUUACCUGCCUACACCUGAAGGUCUAAAAUUCAAGUCCAUCAGGGAGACAUCUGUGGAAGUGGAGUGGGAUCCUCUGGACAUCGCUUUUGAAACGUGGGAGGUCAUCUUCCGGAAUAUGAAUAAAGAAGAUGAGGGAGAGAUCACCAAAAGCCUGCGGAGGCCGGAGACCACGUACCAGCAAACUGGCCUAGCUCCCGGGCAAGAGUAUGAGAUAUCUCUGCACAUCGUGAAAAACAAUACCCGGGGCCCAGGCCUGAAGAGGGUGACAACCACCCGCUUGGACGCCCCCAGCCAGAUCGAAGUGAAAGACGUUACGGACACCACCGCUCUGAUCACCUGGUCCAAGCCCCUGGCCGAGAUCGACAGCAUUGAGCUCACAUACGGGAUCAAAGAUGUGCCAGGCGACCGAACCAGCAUCGACCUCACACACGAGGAGAACCAGUACUCCAUCGGGAGCCUGAAGCCAGACACAGACUACGAGGUUUCCCUCAUCUCCCGCAGGGCCGACAUGUCUAGCAUCCCAGCCAGAGAGACCUUCACAACAGGCCUGGAUGCGCCCAGAAAUCUCCGCCGCAUUUCCCAGACAGAAAACAGCAUCACCCUGGAGUGGAGGAACGUCAAGGCAGCCGCCGACAGUUACAGAAUUAAGUACGCACCCAUCUCUGGAGGUGACCAUGCCGAGGUAGAAGUCCCCAGGAGCCAACAAACCACAACCAAAACUACACUCACAGGUCUGAGGCCAGGAACUGAAUAUGGUAUUGGAGUGUCUGCCGUGAAGGGGGACAAGGAGAGCGACCCAACCACCAUCAAUGCGGCCACAGACCUGGACGCGCCCAAGGACCUUCAGGUUUCUGAACCUACGGAGACCAGCGUGACCCUGCGCUGGCAGAUGCCGCUGGCCAAGUUUGACCGUUACCGCCUCAACUACAGUCUUCCCUCGGGCCAGCCAGUGGAGGUGCAGCUCCCCAGAGGCACCACCUCCUACAUCCUGAAAGGCCUGGAACCUGGGCAGGAAUACACCAUCCUCCUCACAGCAGAGAAGGGCAGGCACAAGAGCAAGCCGGCACGGGUACACGCAUCCACAGACCACGCCCCUGAAAUCGAAAACCUCACCGUGACCAAGUCUGGCUGGGAUGGCCUCAAACUCAACUGGACCACAGCUGACCAGGCCUUUGAGCACUUUGUCAUUCAGGUGCAGGAGGCCAACGGGGUGGAGGCGGCUCAGAACCUCACGGCGCCCGGCAGCCUGCGGGCUGUGGACGUCCAGGGCCUCAAGGCCGCCACCCCUUAUACAGUCACCAUCUACGGGGUGAUCCGGGGCUAUAGGACACCAGUGCUCUCUGCUGAGGCCUCCACAGGAGAAGCUCCCCGUUUGGGAGAGGUCACGGUGUCCGAGGUGGGCUGGGAUGCCCUCAAACUCCACUGGACGGCUCCGGAAGGAGCCUACGAGCAGUUUCUCAUUCAGGUGCAGGAAACUGACACAGACGAGGCAGCCCAAAACCUCACUGUCCCGGGAGGACUGAGGUCCGUGGACCUGCCUGGGCUCAAGGCAGCCACUCACUAUAGCGUCACCAUCCGCGGGGUGACUCGGGACUUCAGCACAACCCCUCUCUCUGUUGAAGUCUUGACAGAGGAGGUUCCAGAUCUGGGGAACCUCACGGUGACUGAGGUUAGCUGGGAUGCCCUCAGACUGGACUGGACCAGCCCAGAUGGGAUCUAUGAGCAGUUUGUCAUUGAGAUCCGGGAGGCUGACCUGGCCCAAGAAGCUCGCAGUCUCACGGUUCCUGGCAGCCUGUGCUCCGCGGAAAUCCCAGGCCUCAGGGCUGGUACCCUUUAUACAAUCACCCUGCGUGGCAAGGUCAGGGGCCGCAGCACUCAACCCCUUGCUGUGGAGGUCAUCACAGCGGAGCUCCCCAAGCUGGGACACUUAGUCGUGACCGAGGCUGGCUGGGAUGGCCUCAAACUCAACUGGACCACAGCUGACCAGGCCUUUGAGCACUUUGUCAUUCAGGUGCAGGAGGCCAACAGGGUGGAGGCGGCUCAGAACCUCACGGCGCCCGGCAGCCUGCGGGCUGUGGACGUCCAGGGCCUCAAGGCCGCCACCCCUUAUACAGUCACCAUCUACGGUGAUCGGGGCUAUAGGACACCAGUGCUCUCUGCUGAGGCCUCCACAGCCGGAGAACCUGAACUCGGAAACUUAAAUGUUUCCGACAUCACUCCUGAGGGCUUCAAUCUCUCCUGGACAGCUACCGAUGGGGCCUAGACCUUUACCAUUGAAAUUAUUGUCAAUAGGUUCCUGGAAACGAUGGAAUAUAACAUCUCUGGUGCUGAACGAACUGCUCACAUCUCAGGGCUUCCGCCCUAAUAAUCGUUUUAUGUCUACCUCUCUGACGUCACUCCCAGCAAUCGGAUCAAAACCAUCAGUACCACGGCCACCACAGAGGCCUUGCCCCUUCUGGAAAACCUAACCAUUUCCGACAUUAAUCCCUACGGGUUCACAGUUUCCUGGACGGCAUCGGAGAAUGCCUUUGACAGCUUCCUAGUAACGGUGGUGGAUUCUGGGAAGCUGCUGGACCCCCAGGAAUUCACACUUUCAGGAACCCAGAGGAAGCUGGAGCUUAGAGGCCUCAUAACCGGCAUUGGCUAUGAGGUCAUGGUCUCUGGCUUCACCCAAGGGCACCAAACCAAGCCCUUGAGGGCUGAGAUUGUUACAGAAGCCGAGCCGGAAGUUGACAACCUUCUGGUUUCAGAUGCCACCCCAGACGGUUUCCGUCUGUCCUGGACAGCUGAUGAAGGGGUCUUCGACAGCUUUGUUCUCAAAAUCAGAGAUACCAAAAAGCAGUCUGAACCACUGGAAAUAACCCUACUUGCCCCCGAACGUACCAGGGACAUAACAGGUCUCAGAGAGGCCACUGAAUAUGAAAUUGAACUCUAUGGAAUAAGCAGUGGAAGGCGAUCCCAGCCAGUCAGUGCUAUAGCAACAACAGCCAUGGGCUCCCCGAAGGAAAUCGUUUUCUCAGACGUCACUGAAAACUCAGCCACUGUCAGCUGGAAGGCACCCACUACCCAGGUGGAGAGCUUCCGGGUUACAUCUGUACCCACUGCAGGAGGUACACCCUCAGUGGUAACUGUGGAUGGGACCAAGACUCAGACCAGGCUGCUGAGACUCUUACCUGGAGUGGAGUACCUUGUCAGCGUCAUCGCCCUGAAGGGCUUUGAAGAAAGCGAGCCUGUCUCGGGGACGCUCACCACAGCUCUGGAUGGCCCCAUCUGUCUGGUGACAGCCAAAAUCACCGACUCAGAAGCCUUGGCAUGUGCAGCCGGCCAUCGCCCCUGUGGACAAUUAAUGUCAAUCUCCUACACAGGGGAGAGAGAGCCAGAAAUUACCCGCACGGUGUCCGGGAACACAGUGGAGUAUGCGCUGACCAACCUCAAGCCUGCCACGGAAUACACGCUGAGGAUCUUUGCAGAGAAAGGGCCCCAGAAGAGCUCAAUUAUCACCACCAAGUUCAUGACAGACCUCGAUUCUCCAAGAGACUUCACUGCUACUGAUGUUCAGUCGGAAACUGCCGUUCUCACCUGGAGACCUCCCCGGGCAUCUGUCACUGGUUACCUAUUGGUGUUGAACGUGGACGGUACAAUCAAGGAAGUUGUUGUGGAUCCAGACACCACCUCUUAUAGCCUGGCAGAGCUGAGCCCAUCCACCCACUACAUGGCCAAGAUCCAGGCACUGAACGGGCCCCUGAGAAGCAAGAUCAUCAAGACCACCUUCACCACAACUGGAGUCCUGUACCCAUUCCCCAGGGACUGCUCCCAAACCAUGCUGAAUGGAGACACGACCUCUGGCGUCUACACCAUUUAUCUGAACAACGACAAGACCCAGAAGCAGGAAGUCUUCUGUGACAUGACCUCUGACGGGGGUGGAUGGAUCGUGUUCCUGAGACGCAAAAAUGGACGUGAGGAUUUCUAUCGAAACUGGAAGGCCUACACUGCUGGAUUUGGGGACCUAAAAGAAGAAUUCUGGCUUGGGCUGGACACCCUGAACAAAAUCACAGCCCAAGGGCAGUAUGAGCUCCGGGUGGACCUGCGGGACCACGGGCAGUCAGCCUACGCCGUCUACGACAAGUUCAGCGUGGGAGACGCCCGGACUCGCUACCGGCUGAAGGUGGAGGGGUACAGCGGGACGGCAGGUGACUCCAUGGCCUACCACAACGGCAGAUCCUUCUCCACCUUUGACAAGGACACAGACUCGGCCAUCACCAACUGUGCCCUGUCCUACAAGGGGGCUUUCUGGUACAAGAACUGCCACCGCGUCAACCUGAUGGGGAGAUACGGGGACAGGAGCCACAGCCAGGGUGUUAACUGGUUCCACUGGAAGGGCCACGAGUAUUCAAUCCAGUUUGCUGAGAUGAAGCUGAGACCCAGCAACUUCCGAAACCUUGAAGGCAGGCGCAAACGGGCAUAAAUUCUGGGGACAACUGGGGGAGAGAAGAGUAGGGCCCAGAGAACGAAAAUAAGAUUACCAAAGCAUCAAUGUGAGCAGUCUGGCCAUUAAGCCACACCUGGGCACCUGGCAGGAGCUAAAGUUGACCAUGGAUCACCCAGGCCGGCGGCAGCAGCGCUGGCCUCACCCACUCUGCGAUGACUUCCUUCACACCAAAGACCACAGUGUCCAACAGGUUUCCAUUUCGUUGUUUGAUUCAGCAAAAGUCUUCCAGUGACAGCAUGACAAUGAUUUUCCUUCUCUUGGGUGGCUCUGGGAAUGAGAGCGGGGUAGGCUGUACAGUGGUAGUUUGUUUUAGAACCAGCUGUAUUUUACACAAAGCUGUAUAAUUAAUUAUCAUUAUUUUUGUUAGCAGUGAUUCAAUGUGUGUCUUGAAGCCGUCCCUUUUUUUACAUUUCAGAAAAGCAAUACUGUUUCGAUUUUUAAGGAUAUGAUUAAUAUUAUUAAUAUAAUAAUGAUGAUGUAAACUAAGGAUUUUUAAAGAGAUCUUCCUUUCCAAAACACAUCUGGAAAGUACCUGAUUGUAUUAUUUUCUUUGUUUAAUAAAAGCACAAGUACUUUUAAA